This is a messenger RNA of Nicotiana attenuata, 1152 nucleotides long. RefSeq names its product 2-C-methyl-D-erythritol 4-phosphate cytidylyltransferase, chloroplastic. The transcript is spliced from 11 exons. Gene Ontology annotation, molecular function: 2-C-methyl-D-erythritol 4-phosphate cytidylyltransferase activity. The record is from RefSeq and is a predicted model, not a curated record. NCBI's taxonomy places the organism in Eukaryota, Viridiplantae, Streptophyta, Magnoliopsida, Solanales, Solanaceae. Gene Ontology annotation, biological process: isoprenoid biosynthetic process. The coding region runs from base 10 to 939 and encodes 309 amino acids.
UACAACAAUAUGUCUACUCUUCAAUUGGGUAUCAACCUUUCUUCUUCAUCUCGUAUGUUCUUGCCAAGUCUUUCUCAGACGCCCAGAAAUGGCUUUCCCACUCCAAAAACCAACUUUUUAAAGAAUCCUUUCCGCUUAGCUCAUUGCACUUGCAGAACCUACAGUCAUGGUGACCCAAGAAUGACUCUUUUCAAGAUCACUUGCUCUGCCACCUCACCAAACCUAAACAAGAGCACAGAUGUGGUGGUGGAGGAGAAAAGUGUUUCUGUGAUUCUUCUUGCUGGAGGGAAGGGAAAAAGAAUGGGUGCAAGUAUGCCAAAGCAGUAUCUACCACUUUUAGGCCAACCAAUUGCAUUGUACAGUUUCUUCACCUUCUCCAGGAUGCCUCAGGUGAAAGAAAUCGUUGUCGUAUGUGAUCCUUCUUAUCAAGACAUUUUUGAAGAUGCCAAAGAGAAUAUCCAAGUCGAAUUAAAAUUUGCAUUACCUGGGAAGGAAAGACAAGAUUCUGUAUACAGCGGACUUCAGGAAGUUGAUUCAAACUCCAAACUUGUAUGCAUCCAUGACUCUGCAAGACCUCUAGUAUGGACUGAAGAUGUAGAAAAGGUCCUGAAGGAUGGUUGGCUGGUUGGAGCAGCAGUUCUUGGCGUUCCUGCUAAAGCAACAAUCAAAGAGGCGAACAGUGAGUCUUUCGUUGUGAAAACUCUUGACAGGAAAACUCUUUGGGAAAUGCAGACACCUCAGGUAAUCAAGCCUGAGUUGCUUAAGCAGGGUUUCGAGCUUGUUAACAGGGAAGGACUUGAAGUAACAGAUGAUGUAUCAAUAGUGGAGCACCUCAAACAUCCUGUAUACAUUACUGAAGGCUCUUACACUAACAUAAAGGUUACAACACCCGACGAUUUGCUACUUGCGGAAAGAAUAUUGAACAGUGAAGAAUCUUAGAGUUCUUAGUUUUGUUAGUUUUUCUUCUUUUUUGCAAACACUAUAUUUCCCUGGAAAUUUGUAAUCUCCUAUCAUAUUGAUGAAGUUAGCCUUUCACUGUUUAACUUAACGAGUCUACUGAACUUCAUGGGAAAAGAAAGUAUCUUUCUCUCCCAGAUUUCAGCAACUUGGCAAAGCUGUGCAAAUAUUGAAAAUUUACUUGUUAGAAAGUCA